Nymphaea colorata (pocket water lily) is the source of this 2792-nucleotide messenger RNA. Its product is annotated as transcription factor GTE9-like. The record is from RefSeq and is a predicted model, not a curated record. NCBI's taxonomy places the organism in Eukaryota, Viridiplantae, Streptophyta, Magnoliopsida, Nymphaeales, Nymphaeaceae. The transcript has 11 exons. The coding region runs from base 371 to 2419 and encodes 682 amino acids. Gene Ontology annotation, molecular function: protein binding.
UUUUUUUUUAGCCGCUCGCCUCGUCAGCCGUCGCGCGAUUUGCGGGAGAGGGAAGAGAAAGGGGGGGAGUGGAGUUCCCUCGCGGAAGAGGAGGAGGGGGAGGAGCGGUAGCAGGAAGGUUCUAGGGUUUCCGUUGUCCUCCUCGGCGUCGCGCUCUUCCUCCUCUCUGCUAUCUGUCCUUUUAGGGUUCUGCGUUUCGACGCCCAACCGCGGAAGCGCCGGCGACCGAUCGAUCGAUUGGGAACCGCUUUCCGACGAAGCCCGAAGGGAGUGAGAGUUUUUGCUCCUCGUUCAAGUUUCUCUUCUUUUAGGAGAUCUGGAUUGAAAAGAUGCUUUCACAGCUUCAUUGAACUUGCAGUGAGACAUAUACAUGGAUCGGAAUAUUGUGUGUGGAUCUGAUGAUAUAAAUAUUCAUGAUGCCCCAUUAAAGACAUUUUUACUAGCAAGCAUGUCGGCUGGUGAGAGGCUGUCAUUAAAGCAGAAGCUGAUGGUAGAGCUGGCACAUGUUCGAUCUGCAGUUAAAAAUAUUGGUUCUAACUGUCUUCAGGAUCUGGGUUCUCUUGAUAGUUGUAAACUCCUUGCUCAUGCGGUGCUUCCAGAUUGUGCUUUUGUGAGUGAGAAAUGUGAAGACAACCAAUUCGUAGAGCUCAGAGAAAAGAAAAUUAGGAACCAUUCCCAAACUGCAUCUACAUGGUCCACUGUCACAGGAGUAAAGCGUGAUCCUCCUCAAGGUUUGGAACACAGGGUUGCGAAUAAAAGGCCAAGACUUGAUGGUGAUAUGAUGAAACAGUGUGCAAGUCUAUUAAAAAAGUUAAUGAGUCAUCAAUUUGCUUGGGUGUUUAAUCAUCCAGUUGACCCUGUGAAGUUAAAUAUUCCUGACUAUUUUACCAUCAUUACCAAGCCAAUGGACUUGGGUACAAUCAAGUCUAAGCUCGAAAGCAAAUUAUAUUUGGGCGUUCAGGACUUUGCUUCUGAUGUACGGUUAACUUUCUCCAAUGCCAUGCAAUACAAUCCUCCUGGUAAUGAUGUCCAUAUCAUGGCAAAAUCGUUGAAUGGCAUAUUUAAUAAGAAAUGGACGACUUUGGAGGAGAAGUGGAGGAAGGAAAGCCAAGAAGGAACACAAAAUCCAAAUAUGAAGCCAGCAAGGAAGCUGGUUGAGAAGCCUCGGAAGACUGCCCGCAAAGAGCCUAUCUAUUAUUUGGAACCCUCAUUUAAGAAGCCAAUGACAUCUGCUGAUAAGCUGAAGCUGCAGAAGGACCUAACAGCCAUAUCUAGAAGCAAGCUUCCUCCGGAACUGCUUUCUUUCCUCCAGAAGUUUGGAUCACUUGGACCCAACGGAGAUGAGAUUGUAGUGGACAUCGAUGCAUUUGAUAAUGACACAGCGUGGGAGUUGCAAAAAAUUGUGAAGAGCUAUAUGGAGGCAAGAUCAGCAAAAUCUGCAGAUACAGGGAAUGCUUUAAGACCUUGUGGCCGUAGCACUUGUAGCAUUGACCACAAAGAUGAUGAUGGCUGUCUUUUGGAUGAGCAAUUAAGUUCAAAAGCAUGUAGGAGCUUGACAGCCUGCAUGAAUGGCAUGUGUAGUGACAAAACCUGCCAAGGUGGCUGUGGUCGCAAUGAUUUCACCCAAUCUUUGAGUGAUGUGGAUUCUGAAAGUUCAUUAGACAGGGGAUCAGUUCGAGAUCGAGCUCGUGGUGCUAACUCACUUCAUUUGGUAAUUAGGGAUCCAUUGUCAAGUAAUGCUAAUUCUGCCGACAAGCAAAGUGGCCACCUGGACCCUGACACAGAUGGAGCUGUGAGUGCUUUGGAUGAAGAGAAUACACAAUCAAGUCCUAACACAGCUGCUGUCUCUGUUGGUGCAUCUGGAGAAGGUGGAAGCGUUACUUCAGAGAUGCAACUCUCUCCUGGCAAAGCUCUCCGUGCUGCAAUGUUGAAGAGCCGAUUUGCUGAUACCAUUCUCAAAGCUCAGCAGAAGACCCUUCUGAACAAUGGGGAGAAGAGAGAUCCUGUAAAGAUGCGUCGUGAGAGGGAAGAAAUGGAAAGGAGGCACCUGGAAGAUAAGGCUCGAAUUGAAGCUCAGGUCAGGGCUGCUGAAGCGGCUCGUGAAGCAGAAGCCAAGAGGAAGAGAGAUGAAGAAAGGGAAGCAGCUAGGCUUGCUCUACAGAACAUGGAAAGAACUGUUGAAAUCAAUGAGAAUGACAAUAUCUUGAAGGAUCUUGAGCAGUUUGGCUACUCACAAGGAAUGAGCUCGGGCACUGAAAUAGGGAGCCCUGCAUCCGGUCUGGAAGGAUUGGGAGUGUUUGCAGGAGGGAAUCCAUUGGAACGUUUGGGGUUGUUCAUGAAAAAUGAGGAUCUUGAAGAUGAUGAGGCUCCUUCCCAGAUUAUGCAGCUGGCACUGGCGAUGUGGAGGAGGGAGAGAUAGAUUGCUAAGCCUUGAUUUGCUGUUUUCUGCAGAUAACAUGGUCUUUCUUCUUCUUUUGGUUUCCCGGAGAUUGUAAUUUUUUUGGAAAGCAAUCUGGUAGGGACGAGGGUAUGAGGAUGAUUGUAAAUGGUUGUGGCUCGUAGAAUGAAUGUGUAUUUGGUGAGGUGAGUGACUGAUUAGUUCACAUAUUAGGGUAGUGGGCACGUGGACCCGAGUCCCUAUUUAUUACAGGUAUUACAGAUGUGAACCGAGAUUUUGUAGGGAUCUGGUAGUUUUUCACUUUGGGCCUUUGGGGAACCAUACUUUCGUGUAGUCGGUAUUUCCGUACGUGAUGCGUAAGAAACAAUAAAAAGACUGUAUACUGUAUGCUCAA